UAACCUACAUUUUGCUGCGGUGUUGCCGAGUUCCCGGAUCGCGGCGUAUCACGUUUAAAGGGCAAAGGGGAACGAUUCGCUUCGUCACGGAACUCUCGAGUUUAUGUAUAAUGGCAAGUUCUUUCUAUUUGCGUUUUAGCAAGUGAGAUUCUCGCGUCAUAUCCGAUCGUGACGGGAAACCGCGACAUCUCGUCGCCACGAAUACGAGAGUCAUGUAACUAGACUAUGACAGCGAUGGAUUCCGAUUCUGAGAGUCAAGAUAGCGAUGACGGACGGCGAUUUCGUUUCGAAGCUACGCGCAAGGAUUCGGUCGCGACUGUGGAUACUACGGACCGAACAAAGAUGCCUAAGAAACAUAAAUCAUCCCAUAGCGAGAGCUAUCGAGACAGGAAGGAACGAUCCAAAUACGAGAGCAAAACGGAUGACAAGGAUCUCAGACACUCUACAAAGCAUUCGAAGCAUGAGUUGAGGAACUUGAAGCAGGAAGAUAGUAAAAAUUCGCACAAAGACCACAGGGAAAACAGGUCUGGAUUCGCCACGAACGACAGAGGCUCCAGAAAUUCCAACGGAGGUGACGCGAGGGAGAGAUCGCGUGAUUCGAAACGGCAAUCGGACAGGGAUCGAAGUGUCCACCGGAUGCAACGCUCGCGGGAACAUUCGUACGAGAGGAACCAUCACGACGAGCGAACAUCGAGCGAUAAGCACCGAGGUCGAUAUCACGAAAGGCACAAGCAUCGUUCUCGCGACAGGAGUCGAGAUAGAUCUCAUCAGUCCAGUAGAGUCAAGUCCUCGAAUGACGAUUAUCGGUCUCGAGAGGAUCACGGGAGGCACGACUCUUCCAGGAAGCUAUCGAAGGAGAACAGGUCACAAAAUUCAAGGGACUAUUCCUCGCCUAAGAACACCGAGCGAGAGCGCAGUCACAGUGAGACUCGCUCGAGCGAGAAUACUAAGAAGGAUUCGUCGAUAGAGGCUCAAGACUGCAAGGAUUUGGAUCUGUCGCAAUUCGACGUUCUAUCGGAGACCGAUGAGAACAUGUCCGACAGUCGGGAUUCCGAGAGCCGAACGUCGUCUCCACACUCGCGUAAGAUCAAGCUGAAAAGACACGAUUCCGAAAUCCGGUCGGAAAGUUAUGCUAAGCGAAAGAACGACGACGAAGCCAGCACGAGAAAACGGCGGGAGGAAUUAAAGGUAAAAAAAAGGAGUUAUGAUCCGGCAUCUAGUUCCAGUAAUAAUAAUCCUAGUGCCGUUUCAGAUUCCUUACUCAACUCCGCAUCGCACACGACGAGAGAGGCUCGUAUGGACUCUGAGAGAGAAAAGUCUGAGUAUCGUGAAGAGGAAAGAAUGCUUAUUUGUGAUAGUAAUGUCGAACGUUCGAACUCGAGAGAGAGAUAUUUGCGCUCUAAUGCUUCUUUGGACGAGACACGAUUAUUCGAAAAGAAUCUAGAUCAAGCCGGAUCCACGUACGGUCCGCUUUUACCACCAAGAUUCGCAUUUAAUGCGUCCGACGGUAAUAAACUUGAUUCCGAGAUAAAUAUUCUCGACGAAGAUAAAAUUAACGACGAGGUCGAUGAAAAAAAUAUGAAUUUUAUUGGAUCUCGUUUGCUACCUCAGUUAAACGAUCGUCAAAGCAUAGAGCAAGAAGAUGCAGCGGAUGCUGUUUUCGGGCCAGCACUGCCACCACAUUUGUUACAACGACAACGAGAGAAAGAUUCGCUGGAUAGAAUUAUCGGCCCUAUGCUACCUGACGUUCUGAAAUCGCGUGAGGAAGGUUUGAUCGCAUCUCCGAAAUCCGAUGAUGAUUCUGCAAUAGGUCCUCUACCUGUGGAUCAUCCAGCUCUGAGAACUAGCCGCGUACACGAGCAAUUAGAUUUAAGAGCACAAAGAAUUAGGAAUGAAAAAUAUUCGGAAGAGAUGGAUAUUGGAAAUAAACAUGAGGAAUGGAUGACCGAGUUACCACCCGCUCAAGCUACUAAUCUUGGAUUAGGCCCGCGCAAAUUCAGGCUUCGAGAUGGUCCAGAUAUGUCGGAUAGAUCAAGUUGGACUGAUACACCAGCACAAAAAGCUCGGAAGCAGAUGGACUUGGAAGCAAAAAGAUUCAAAGAAUCAGAGAAAAAACAUGUAAAUGAAUAUCACAAGGAAGUAGAUAAAAGCAGAAAACAUGAGAAAUCGUUACUAGAAAUGCACCAAAGCAAAAUUGCCAAGAAAAAAAAGAAAGAGGAAAAGGAAGCAAGAAGGACUGGAAUAUCAACGAGAAGGCCAUUUGAUAGAGAUAUCGAUUUGCAAGUCAAUCGAUUUGAUCAAGCACAAAAGAAGACUAUUCUGAUGAAAGCGCAGUUGCUCGACGAUAGGUUCUCACGUGGGCAAAUUUAACGGGUUCGAGUUUUUAUGGGGAUAAAAUUAUAGUAACUGUAAAUAAUUUCAAAUUGUAAAGGGAAUUAUAUUCUGUAUUAAAUACAUUGAUUCGCAAGUUGAUCGAUUUGAUCAGGUAGAAAGAAAGACUAUUGAUGAAAGUACAGUGGCUCGCGGCAAUAGAUUCUCGCAUAGACAAAACGGGUUUGAAUUCUUACGGGGAUAAAAUUACGGUAAUUGUAAAUAAUUGUUAAUGAAGCUUACAUUCUACAUUAAAUUAGGGCUUUAAUUUUAUU
This is a messenger RNA of Mycetomoellerius zeteki, 2645 nucleotides long. Its product is annotated as peptidyl-prolyl cis-trans isomerase G. The record is from RefSeq and is a predicted model, not a curated record. The transcript has 5 exons. Bases 226 to 2370 code for a protein of 714 amino acids. Lineage: Eukaryota; Metazoa; Arthropoda; Insecta; Hymenoptera; Formicidae.